Messenger RNA from Cetraspora pellucida, 4677 nucleotides. The record is from the annotation of a GenBank genome assembly. NCBI's taxonomy places the organism in Eukaryota, Fungi, Glomeromycota, Glomeromycetes, Diversisporales, Gigasporaceae.
AUGACAGAAAUUUUGAAUACUUCCGAGGCUAUAUUUCGUGUAUUGAGGGAUUCAAAAAUUUCAUAUCCAGAAAAGGUUAUUAUUGCCACCCGUGUGUGGAAUUCGACUGAUAUAUGCUUUCUAAAUAAAGUAGGAUUCUUGUCAGAAUGGGUUUGUUCAACUUUGAUUAAAUCAACUGGAUUUUCUGAAGCCCGGCUUGGAGAAACCCCAUAUUUGAAUUUGAGUUAUUGGAAAUUGUUUAAAGAUGCAUUGGAAAAGACUAGUGAUUCUUCUAUACCAUCACCUUUAUAUAAAUUGCCUUUGAUUCCUAUAUUUUCCAGUGUAGUUGACUACAUAUCAUCAUUGGAGUCAAUAAAUAAUUAUGAUACUGAUGUUUUGAUAGAGAAUUUGCUGGAAACUGUUGAUGUCUGUUUUCAAAAACUUUCAACAAAAAAGUCUACCACCUUCAGGCCGCCAAUAGAUCAAAUAGUUACAUUAACUUUAAACGCCUGUAAUCUCAUCAUGACCAUAAAUACCUCUUAUGACAAUUAUGAAAUGAACAUUGAGUAUAAACAAUCUAAAAUCGUUUUUUUACGAUUUGAGCUAUUUUCAAAAGUCAUUUCAUUUUUAGAAAGCAGUCUGGUAAAAAGUUCAAAUCCAAAAAAGGCAUAUAACGUGCUUAACGGAAAAAUGUUUAAUAAACUUCUUCAUGUUCGUUCCUUUGUAUUUCAUCUCCAAUCAUCAGGGCAACAAGAAGAUAGUGACUAUAUCAUAUUUAGUAAAAUUAUAAAGUCAAUCGAUAACAUUUUUAGACAUGGACUUUUCCAACAAGAUCAUAUAAUAGAAUAUGCUACUCUACCUGAGUCAAAUAAAGAUGUGUCUGACAAAAGGAAUGAUGGAAAAGGCUUAAUUAAUCAUCAUGAUCAGUUAUUUGAUAAAUGCCGUGAGAUUAUAAAUUCUAAUGAUGAUAAAAAGCGUUAUCAACUAAGUGGUGUUUCUUUAAUAACUUGUCCCAAAAUAUUAGUUUUGGAAGUUAUUCCUUAUUGGUAUGGAUAUUUUGUUGAAGAAUUACGCAAACACUUAGAAUAUACUCUUGGUGCUGCCCAAAGUGAAUCAGUUAAAGCUGCCAUAGAUAAGAGAAGAACAUUAGAAUUCAAUUUUUUUUCAGAAUCAUGGACGUUGAUUUCUGAAGAUUUGUCAAAGUUAAAAGAUCUGAAUCACUUAAAGCUAGUGUUUUCAUUACACGUAGAUUUAUUGUCAAAAGUUUCUCAAUAUAAUGUAUAUCAAAUUAAGAGUGAUGAGAUAUCUUCUCGGCAAUUGGAAUUUUUGCAAAAAGUUGCCGAUUUUUUAAUUUUUGAGGCAAAUAACAUACAAGGCAGUUUGAUGCUUCAGCAACCCUAUACUGAGUCAUGCUUGACCCUGGGAAAAACUUUGUUAGCCACAUACUCUAAAUCUCACGAAAUGGAUUUUUAUAUCAAAAGUUUUUGGUCUGCUCUUAAUGACAUUCCAGAUGAUGCUAAUAUAAUCUUGAAAAAUCCAUUGUUUUCUAGAGAGCAUUUGGAUGAAUUCGCGAAUAAAAUUACCAAUUACAUGACAAUGACUCAAGCAUGUGAACUUAUCAAUUUAUUUACUACUGAACUAUGUGAAACAUAUUUGUCUAAUUUUCUUGAUCAGAAAACUGAUAUGAAAACACAAAACAAAAGGAGGAAACUAGAGGACAAAGGUGUUACUCCUUUACCAAAAACGAAUCAACUAGAACCGCGAAUCAUCUUUAUCAUUCGAUUUUUGCGGGCCUUAAGAAUUACAUCAGUUUCUAGGGAUGAGAUAGAAAAAACAUUCCAAUCACUAUUUGAUUUGUUCAUUUUUCCUGUACUAUCUACCAAACUUAAUGACAAGAAUGAAUAUAAUAGAGAUAUUAUGAUAUAUGCUGCACUUAACUUACAUUAUUGUUUGGUAGAUAUAUCACCUUUGUAUUGGGAAAAAACAGUGACACCGGAAUUUACUUCAGUUCUGGAUGGCGUUUCAUCAAUUGACCCAAAAGUGAAUCUUUUUUUGAAUAUGGUUCGACUUCAAUAUGUAUAUCGUUCAAUACCCACAAUUAAACUUCAAAAUACUACAAGUGAAGAACUAAAAAAUGAUGCUGACAGAAUUCAUAAAUAUAUAUCUAUUGUUCUUUCUACUCUCGAUUAUCCUAAAAACGCUGAAAUCUCGUGGACAGGGUAUUUGGUUGAUAUGACAAAAGAAAACUUUGCAAUCUCGAAUUCUAUGCUUAUUAUUAGAGAGUGGUUGGAUGUUGUGGUUAAUAAUUGUCAAAUACAAGAGCUUGAAUCAAUAAUGAGAUUUAUAGUUAAAGGAUUUGUUACAUAUUCUAUGGGCAUAAAUAAUGGUGAAAUAUCUAUGGAAAAUAUAUACAUUCAGGUUUUGCAUUCUGCAGAAUUUUUUGAGCUAAAGCCUUUGAGAGAUAUUUUUCUAAAAGUUUAUUUAGAAGAAUUAUCAUCAGUUUUCAAAAAAGUAUGUGAUGAAAAUAUGAUAGAAUCUGAUGAUGAUAGCAAGGAAAUGGACAUGAUUAUUGAAAUUGUAUCAAAGUGGCAUCAACAGACCUCAUCAGUGAUGCUAGAUUCUAUAUUUCUCUGUUUUUCAUCUUCAUCAAAUAAACAGUCAUGGUCCAACAAUUUUUUAACAGAUGAAAGCAUUCAAAAAAUACAUCGUCUUGUCACACUACUCCACUUAUUUCCCUUAGAAUAUUUUGAUAGAUGGGAAGUUAAUUGUCUAUCUGCAUUAAUAUUGCUAGUAGAUAAAGUGAUACUUUUGUCACAAAGUCAACAAAGUGAUAUAACUAUGAAUCUUUUGAAAAGUGCUAUUCUUUGUAGAGGUUUAAUACGUAAAUUUUUUCUUGCAACAACUAAACAAGAUGAUUUACUGAGGAAAAACCAAUCAUAUGUUAUGUGGUGGAUAUCAUCCAUAUAUACCUGUAAAAAUCAUAUAAAAACAACUAGUGAAUUUCAACAGGAAGGUAUAGACAAGCAAUUUAUCAAUUUGGUGCAGAUAACCAAUGAAACUAUAAUAAUUAUGACAAGUCACAUGUUUGCUAGAUAUCGAGAAAAUGAAAAUUUUAAAAUUGUUGAUUACUUGAACAUUAUUAUUUCCACAUAUUCUGUUCACUUGGAUCGUUCCUUUGACCAGGAAUACCUGAUUUUUGACUUGGUGACAAGUGAUAUUUGGAAAUUUAUUUCUGAUUUUUUAAAACUUGGGAUAGAGUUUUCUGAAUCUCGCAAAUCUAUACAUGUAACGCGUGACCAGGGGAUACAUGAAGCGUUUGGGACGUUACAACAAAAAGUUGAGAAGAGUUCAUUAAAAUUCAUUACAUUUUAUUUAGAUGAAUCGUUGCAGAAGCUUCAAAAAGUUGAUAAUUUUAUGGGAAUUCAAGUUAUUCUAAGACAAAUCACUUAUUUAGAAGAAGUGCUGAAAGCAUAUUUGAUGUCGCUAAAGUAUUAUAAUUUGAACUCUAUUCAACAACAAAAUGUGAAUGCCCAGGCAUCAAUCAACACCGUGUGCCAAGACAAAUCACUUUAUGAUAAAGAAACGAUGAAAAAAUGCGAGACAAUCAUGUUAAUUGUGAUGGAUUUUAUUCCAAUUAUUGAAUUGAAAAUAAAUUUGCAAACAUUUCAUAAAUUUAUAUCAUUUAUAUGGGAAACAAUGUCUAUUUUAUGUGAUAAAGGAGCGCAAGGUCAAUCUUCGAGCGAAUUGGAUAGUGGUUUUGGCAUUUUUAUAUCAAAGUUAUCAAUUGAAAAAUAUGAAGAAUUUUCAAAUAAUAUUAUUAAUAGAUUAGAAGAAUUACCUUUCUCAACACAAAAAAGUAGCAUGAAUAAAGAUUUGAAAUUUCUCAUACACUUGGUUGAUAUAUUUCUUCGUAGUUCCACACAUGAGCAGCUAUGUUGCUUACAAAGAAAACUUUCUAAUAUACUAGCUAGAUUAUGCAAUUUAGGGGAGAUUAUUGACCAACCACAAAAUGCAAUAUGCAUUUUAACCAUUUUGUCAUUCUUAGUUUCUCGCAGGGUGUUUUCGUUUCGGUCAAUUGAUAUUGGUUUAAUCCUAUCAACCGUGAUUUCAUUAACAUCUUCAAAGACAAACUUUGAAACGGACGAAAAAGGUUAUCAAAAUCUCUUUGAAGAAGUAUGUCACUUACUAUUAAAAAUCUUGAUACAUUGUCGAGAAAUCCUUUACUCAACACUUCCAGCCUAUAUCAUUAUCAUACAAUCGAUGUUUCACUGUUUCAAAUCUCUUGAAGGUAUAAAACAAAAAAGUGAAUUACAAAGUCGUCGAUAUGUAACAAUAUGGGACAUACGUCUCAAGAAUCCAUUACCAAUAUCAAGUGCAAAUUUAUUUACAAGAUUAUUGUCAAUGAUAUCACAAAAAGAUUCAUUAAACAAAUCUUAUAAGAAAAAAGUAAUUUCAACGCGACCGUUUAUUAAACAUGUACCAUGUUUAAUAGCAGAGUAUUUAAAAGUACAGACAGAAGGAUUUUUAGAACCAGCAAUUAAAGAGAGUUUAAGACCAGGUGUUUAUGCACUUUUGGAUUUGUGUGAUAAACGUGAAAGGGAUAUGAUUAUGGUUACUUUGGAUUAUGCUGGGAAAAGUUUGCUUAAAACUUUGUGGACCGAAUAUAAUAAAGAUUGGAAAUAUGUUGGAAGGGGAUAA